CAUAUAACCAGGGGAGCUGUCCGAGUGCUGAAAACAGAAGAGAACAGCACCGCUACUGAGGAGAUGUCAUACACCCUUACUGCUGUCUGAGCUUUACUGCCAAAGGUAAUAAUUUGCCUAUAAUGCUGCAUUUUCACCACAAGUUGCCCGCGGGGGGAGCCGUGGUCCUGCUCGCCUUCCUCCUUCAUGGAUGCGCCGUGCAGGCUGCGUCUCUCCCCCGUCACUACAGGCUCCGAGGAGAGAGUGAGGGGCAGCCGGCUGCGUAUCCACCCAGCGCCGACAUGAUGAAAGCCCUGGAGUACAUUGAAAACCUGAAGCAGCAACGAAACGGGGGCCAGCCUGAACCCGUGGAUUACGACGAAGUGGAGAAGUUCAGGGUCCUGCUUCAGCUCGCCUCGCAGCAGGACGAAGGUCCCGGGGAUCACCAGCCUUCCCAGGGCAUGCAGAGGCAGGACAUUACCGCUGAGCAGCUGAUGAAAGCUCUGCUCAGGUCCCUCCAGGAUCAGACCGGGAAAGACGCAAAGCUUAGCCCCCCAACGCCGCCGAGAAAUGACCGCCGAGCUCACAGGCACCGCACCAAAGAUACUGAAAUGCCUGAGGGCGCACCAGUAGAUUACGGUAACUUCCCCAGACCCCACAAGAAGUACCCACUGAUGUUUGAGGACGAGGAAAAUACUGACGCUUCCAAGCGGGCCACCGAGGACCUGGAUGAGCAGUACACACCCCAGAGCCUCGCCAAUUUGCGGUCCAUCUUUGAUGAGCUCGGGAGGAUGCCCACAAUCGGUGGGCAGAAGAGAGACGGGGACGACGGGGAGGAAGAAGAGGACCGACUCAGCCUGAGAAACCAGGCCUAUGAGGAUGUGGCCGGAGGCGAGGAGUGGGUCCCCAUGGAGGAGAGGGAAGAGGCGGAGGAGAUGGUCAACGGGAGCCAUGAAGAAAUGGACAGGGCGCUCAGUGACCAGGAGGAAUCAGAGAGGGAGGAGAUGCAACGCCGGGCCAGCCAGAACCAAGAGGAGGCUGAUGAUGACACUAAGCUCGUAGAUUACUACCUGCUGAAAGUCCUGGAGAUGAGUGACCAGACGCAGAAGAGGGAUAGGACCGGUGAGCAGAAAAAGAGACUGAUCCGUCCCUCUAUCGUGGAUCCUCGGACCGUGAAGGAGUUGCUGGAGCUUUCCCUGAAGCUGCACGUCCCUCCACAAGACCUUAUCGAUAUGCUGCUCACCGAGGAGCUCCGAAAGCUCCACCGCGAUCCACAAGCCGCGGCUCGUUACACGAAUGCUGGCCAAACCCCCAAGAUAAGGUACUUCAGCCGCAGACUGCCGCUGAAAAGCAAGACUAUCCCUGAUGAUAUGGACAGAGAGGACUUUUUAGACAUCAUCGGGGUAGAGACAAUCAGUAACGAGUACCCCGUGGUGCAGAGACCCAUGAAGACCUCUCAGCCCUCAGACAGAAUGCCUGCUGCGUCCAACCCUGCUGCAAAUUCAGGUCCAGUUAAAAUCCCCCCUCCCUCCGGACGUAGGGAGAACCUGUUUCUCUCCGAGCUCAACAAAAUGCCCCUGAAGCGUGAGGCUGACAGUGACGACGACGACGGCGGUGACGUGGAAGACGAGGUGACAACAUACCUGGCGGCAAAAAUUCUCACAGAGUACCCCAACACCAUCACCAAGCGGGACACCCAGGCGCAGCUGAAGGCGCAGUUCCCGUACGAGCUGUACGAGCGCGCAAUGGACUACUUGGGGCAAGUGGACAAUGAGAAAAGGCCACUGGUCAAGAGGGAAACCGAGGAGGCCACAGAGGAGAACGUAAAGCCCACAGAAAUGCAGGGGAAAGAAAAGAUAACGGCUAAAACCUCGGCCCCUCAAACCGUAAACGAAGAGGAGGAGCACCGUGAAAAAACAGUGGCCGGGAUGUAGCCAGAUGUCCUGCCAGACGCACGAAAUUAUGAAUUUAAUAUAUAUACUGUCUGAAAAAUAAAGUUUGGUGGACGUGAUCUAGUUUACAAAUUUCUAUUAUAUGAACUAUAGCCGGUAUGACUAAUAUCUCCCUAACGAAAAUGAACUACAGCACUCUUACAAAUCAAAUAAUAAAAAAAAUAGUCCCUACUUGCUGCAAGAACCUUAUAUUAUUAUUAAUAUAUAGUUAUACAAGAGAUUUUAGGUUCCUCCCUUAGGUUGCGAACCUCUUGCGAAUCUCAAAUUGCCAGUUAAUAAAGAAAAAGAAAAAAAAGAAUUAACAACCAAACCCAAGUUAUUAAAGAUUUGUGAUGUUGUUGAAGGUUUGUUUACAUUAAAUGUGUUUGUAAACAGCACUAUAUUUUCAACUGUAAUCAAAUGAGUAACGGUAAAGAUGCUUAUUUUUCAUCCAUGUCAAAACUAUUCAAUUACAUAUGUGAAUAUUCAUGUAAAUUAUUCAGUAUGAUGCUGACCGGGAAUUUAAAAACACAAGUACACGGCGUAUUUGGAGUACUAUUGGAAUAUUAUAGGAAUUUUUCAUUAGGGCAGUGUGCUGGCCUCAGAGCGAGUGUUGUUGUGACUCGUGAUAUAUUCAGGGUUAGUGGAUUUAAUGUUGUUAUUACAGAUAAUUAUUUCCAAGUCUCAAUAUCAGAACGUCGCCUGCCUUCCAGCCCCUUUCAUACUGCGAAGCUCUGUAUUGUUGGCCUAACAGUGAUUGUGCUAUGUAUGCUCAUUUUUAAACCAUUUUUGUACAUGUUCAACAAUGUGUGAUCAAUCACAGAUGAAUAAAGCAUCAGCGGUAUUAUUUUUCUUCUUUCUGAGUUGUGUUGCCUUAUUAAACAAAUAUAAAUGUUGCAUAUAAAAGGAA
Messenger RNA from Maylandia zebra (zebra mbuna), 2820 nucleotides. It is a transcript of the gene scg2b, whose product is annotated as secretogranin II b. Gene Ontology annotation, cellular component: secretory granule. The record is from RefSeq and is a predicted model, not a curated record. NCBI's taxonomy places the organism in Eukaryota, Metazoa, Chordata, Actinopteri, Cichliformes, Cichlidae.